Molecule: messenger RNA, 618 nt
Organism: Gongylonema pulchrum
Lineage: Eukaryota; Metazoa; Nematoda; Chromadorea; Rhabditida; Gongylonematidae
Source: the annotation of a GenBank genome assembly
AUGAAUACCGCUGUUUCGUCGUUGUUGUUGUCGUCGUCUUCGUCGUUGUCGUCGUCGUCACCGUCGAAUCGGGCUCUUUGGGGCUUUUGCACCUGGGUUUUUUUUUUGAAGGCAGGCGUUGUUGUGGAGGUAAAUUGUGGUGUUUUUGUUGAACUGCAGCAGUGUUACCAGAAUGUGUGUACCGUUUUGCGCGCUGGUAGUUCGAUGGCCUUGCGGGUCUUUGGCCGAAUGCGGCUGCAUUCGUCGGCAAGUGAGGGAAUCUUAAUGGGUGAUUUCCUGAACGAUACUGGCAGGAUGUUCUUUGCCCAGGAGGACGUUGUAGAGGUGGUAAAUCGCGAAUUUCUCUUGGAAAUUGCACAUGCUUCCUGUUGUCCGGAGGGCACAGACCUGGUGGUGGGUUUAGUAGAUGGAACGAUUUUUUGGGGCAACAUACCAGAUCUUGGUGCUUCACUGAAAUUGACAGCUGGCUUAACGAAACGAGUGGGACAGGUCUGGGAAGUUGUAGAAGUAAGUGCUAAAUUGGUAGCUGGAAUGGUUGCUUGGGGCGUCGUGCCAGAUCCUGGCGUCUCAUUGUGGCUGACAGCUGCUGUGCGGGAAGAGGUUUGGGAACUUGCAGAA